UGCAACAUGAGCGUCCCCGACUACAUGCAGUGUGCUGAGGACCACCAGACUCUCCUCGUGGUGGUCCAGCCCGUGGGCAUCGUAUCGGAGGAGAACUUCUUCCGCAUCUACAAGCGGAUCUCCUCCGUGAGCCAGGUCAGCGUGCGCGACUCCCAGCGCGCGCUCUACAUCCGCUACCGGCACCACUACCCGCCCGAGAACAACGAGUGGGGCGACUUCCAGACCCACCGCAAGGUCGUGGGCCUCGUCACCAUCACCGACUGCCUCUCGGCCAAGGACUGGCCGCAGACCUUCGAGAAAUUCCACGUGCAGAAGGAGCUGUAUGGCGCCACGCUCUACGACUCGCGGCUCUUCGUCUUCGGGCUGCAGGGCGAGAUCGCCGAGCAGCCGCGCACCGACGUGGCCUUCUACCCCAGCUACGAGGACUGCGGGACGGUGGAGAAGAGGAUCGAGGACUUCAUCGAGUCGCUUUUCAUCGUGCUCGAGUCCAAACGCCUAGACAGGGCCACCGACAAGUCUGGGGACAAGAUCCCCCUCCUCUGCGUCCCGUUUGAGAAGAAGGACUUUGUGGGACUGGACACAGACAGCAGACAUUACAAGAAGCGGUGCCAAGGGCGCAUGCGGAAGCAUGUGGGGGAUUUGUGCCUGCAGGCCGGGAUGCUCCAGGACUCCCUGGUCCAUUACCACAUGUCCGUGGAGCUGCUCCGCUCAGUGAAUGACUUUCUGUGGCUUGGAGCUGCCCUCGAGGGGCUGUGUUCGGCCUCUGUCAUCUACCACUAUCCUGCUGGGACUGGUGGCAAAGCUGGGGCUCGGAGGUUCCAGGGCAGCUCUCUUCCUGCCGAGGCAGCCAACAGACAUCGCCCAGGGGCGCAAGAAGUUCUCAUUGAUCCAGGUGCCCUCACCACCAAUGGCAUCAAUCCAGACACCAGCACUGAAAUUGGACGUGCUAAGAACUGCCUCAGCCCUGAAGACAUAAUUGACAAGUAUAAGGAGGCCAUUUCCUAUUACAGCAAGUAUAAGAACGCCGGGGUGAUUGAAUUAGAAGCGUGCGUCAAAGCCGUCCGCGUCCUCGCCAUCCAGAAGCGGAGUAUGGAGGCUUCCGAAUUUCUCCAGAAUGCGGUUUACAUUAACCUGCGACAGCUGUCCGAGGAGGAGAAGAUUCAGCGGUACAGCGUCCUCUCCGAGCUCUACGAGUUGAUCGGCUUCCACCGCAAGUCCGCCUUCUUCAAGCGCGUGGCCGCCAUGCAGUGCGUGGCCCCCAGCAUCUCGGAGCCCGGCUGGAGGGCCUGCUACAAGCUCCUUCUGGAGACGCUCCCUGGCUACAGUCUGUCGCUGGAUCCGCAGGACUUCAACAGAGGCAUGCACCGAGGCUGGGCUGCCGUCCAGAUGCGUCUGCUUCAUGAGCUGGUCUACGCCUCGCGGAGGAUGGGGAACCCGGCUCUCUCGGUCAGGCACCUGUCCUUCCUGUUACAGACCAUGCUGGACUUCUUGUCAGAUCAAGAAAAGAAGGACGUGACACAAAGCCUGGAAAACUACACGUCCAAGUGCCCCGGGACCAUGGAGCUCAUCGCCCUCCCGGACGGCCUCCCGCUGCCGCCCGUGCCCUUCACCAAGCUGCCCAUCGUCAGGCGUGUGAAGCUGUUGAAUCUUCCUGCCAGCCUCCGGCCGCAGAAGAUGAAAAGCCUGCUGGGUCAGAGCGUGUCCACCAAGAGCCCCUUCAUCUACUCCCCGAUUGUGGCGCACGGCCGCGGAGAGGAGCGGAGCAAGAAAAUAGACUUCCAGUGGGUCCAGGGAGAUGUGUGUGAGGUUCAGCUGAUGGUGUAUAACCCAAUGCCGUUCGAACUCCGUGUGGAAAACAUGGGGCUGCUCACCGGCGGCGUGGAGUUCGAGUCUCUCCCUGCGGCGCUUUCCCUCCCGGCUGAGUCCGGGCUGUACCCGGUGACGCUCGUUGGGGUCCCGCAGACAGCAGGGACGAUCACCGUGCACGGUUACCACACCACGGUCUUCGGCGUCUUCAGUGACUGUUUGCUGGACCACCUUCCGGGAGUAAAGACCAACGGCUGCACAGUCGAGGUCACCCCUGCUCUGCCCAGGCUGCAGGCCAGCACCUCUCUGCCCAGGUCUGCACACUCAUUGCAGCCUUCCUCUGGAGAUGAAGUAUCUACUAAUGUGUCAGUGCAGCUUUACAAUGGAGAAACUCAGCACCUGGUCGUUAAACUGGAAAAUAUUGGGAUGGAACCACUGGAGAAACUGGAAGUCACCUCAAAAAUUCUUACCACCAAAGAAAAAUUGUACGGUGACUUCUUGAGCUGGAAACUUGAAGAAACCCUUGCCCAGUUUCCUCUGCAACCUGGAAAGGUGGCCACUUUCACCGUCAGCAUCAAGGUGAAGCUGGAUUUCUCCUGCCAGGAGAACCUCCUCCAAGACCUCGGCGACGAUGGCAUCAGCGUGAGCGGCUUUCCGCUGUGCAGCCCCUUUCGGCAGGUGGUUCGGCCUCGAGUGGAUGGCAAAGCGGCGAGCGCGGCUGAGAGCAGCCGGCCCGGGGACCCGAGCCACGUGAAGACCCUGGAAGCUGUCCUGAAUUUUAAGUACUCCGGAGGCCCGGGCCACGCGGAGGGCUACUACCGGAGCCUCUCCCUGGGGCUGCACGUCGAAGUUGAGCCAUCUCUGUUCUUCACCCGAGUCAGCACUCUGCCGGCAACCAGUACCCGGCAGUGCCACCUGCUCCUGGACGUCUUCAACUCCACGGAGCACGAGCUGACGGUCAGCGCCCGGGGCAGCGACGAGCUCAUCCUGCACGCCGGCGAGUGCCAGCGAAUGGCAAUUCAAGUGGAUAAGUUCAACUUUGAGAGUUUCCCAGAAUCCCCUGGGGAGAAGGGGCAGUUUGCAAAUGCGAAGCAGCUGGAGGAGGAGAGGCAGGAAGCCCGAAGCCUGGAGAUCAACAGCAAGCUGGACAUCCACUGGACCAUCCCCUCUCUGAAGCGCACGGGCGAGGCGAGCGUGGAAGGCCUCCUGAACCAGCUGGUCCUGGAGCACCUGCAGCUGGCUCCUCUGCUGUGGGACGUGCUGGUGGACGGACAGCCCUGUGACCGCAAGGCGGCGGCCUGCCACGUGGGUGACCCUGUGCGCCUGGAGGUGCGGCUGACCAACCGGAGCCCACGCAGCGUGGGGCCUUUCGCCCUCAGCGUGGUCCCCUUCCAGGACCACCAGAAUGGUGUGCACAGCUACAACCUGCACCACGCCGUCUCCUUUGUGGGCUCUGGCACCUUCCAUCUGGACGCAGUGCAGCCUUCGGGCCAGUCGGCCUGCCUCGGGGCCCUCCUCUUCCUCUGCACAGGCGACUUUUUCCUCCACAUCCGGUUCCAUGAGGACAGCUCGAGCAAGGAACUACCGCCGUCCUGGUUCUGCCUGCCCAGCGUGCACGUGCGCGCCCUGGAGGCGCAGGCCUGAGUCGCUCCCGCCCUGUUCUGGGUCCCUGUUCCUGUGGGGAAUGAUGGCCAGAGGGCCCACGGGGGACCCAGCCUGGCCCCUGCCAAUCAGACAGGGGACAAGGCCUUUGCUGCAAGCCCUCCCAUCCCUCUGGCCCCCAUCCCUCGCCUCCCCGUGUACCUGUGACUUCCUGUCUGGGCUGUCAGGGGCCCCCAGACAUGACAGCCUCCCCAUUCCCGCACUGUUCAUCAGGAUCCCCUUCUGGAGCUGGCGCUAAGGUGGCUGCUGACCAAAACCCAAAGCGUGGCCCCACCCAGCCCAGGUCUGGGAUCCCUGCACUUCCCUGCACCUGUCUCUGUGACCUGGGGUGCACAGCUCAGCCAGUAGGAAGAAAAGGUGAGCGUGAGGGAGGGGCACAACUCGCGUGGUCCUGGGGAGCCUCCCUCGGCCCCCCACCCUAGGCCCUUGGAAUCCUCCAAGGGCUGGCUCUUCUCCCAGGGGCCCCAAGGCAGCCCAGCCAGGAGAGGCAAUGACAUGGUCAACACCAAGAGGGCCCACUUGCCCUUGGCUGGUUGCAGGCCGGGCUCCACGCAGCCAUGGUUGUGUGUGUCUGUGACAGAUUCUCCAAUAAAGGCCCUGCCUUGCUUCUCUGCUGGCCCACCUG
Messenger RNA from Vicugna pacos (alpaca), 4093 nucleotides. The record is from RefSeq and is a predicted model, not a curated record. Lineage: Eukaryota; Metazoa; Chordata; Mammalia; Artiodactyla; Camelidae.